CUACCUUUGUGUACCUAUUUAGGAUACAUCACCAUAAAGAGAAUGACAUUCAUAUCCAUAAUUAUGUAUUUAUGUGUGGUACAGAUCAGAGGCCCAUGAUGAAAUUCCAUUACCGCAAUUAUGUUACUGGGUGUAAAUCCACUUCACUUACUGUAGUUCAAUAACCAAAAGAGAUUUUUUCAAACUCAAGGUGUCAUGUAAUAGCUGACACCCCAUUCUUUCUGCAGACGUUAAUGGCGUAAUAUUUGAGUGGGCUUGGAAGGGGUUGCAGUGGUGCUGAAGCAUACACUUACGUUUUUAUUUCCUGCCUCAAAACCCAUGUGUUUCCUGUGCUUUAUGGUGAGUUGGUGCUCAUAUUAACUGCAGAGCCACAACAGCUUUCUAUUGGUUACGGGCCUUACUCAGGGUCUGGUGCACUUUAUACAAAGGAAAUUGAUGUGUGUGGGAAAGAGCUCUGGUGCUGUGAUGGCACACUUGCCUCAGUGAGACUUGGUACUUGGCUAUUGUAAUGACCUCUGCCACUACUACACAGACCUUUGACUUGCACCAAAAUACAUUUCAGAAUUAUUUGCAUUACCUGCACUUCUCUGAUUCAGAGGGGUUGGGUUAAAUGCAGAAGACACAUUUCGGUUGAAUGCAUUUAGUUGUACAACUGACUAUGUAUCCCCUUUCUCUUUCCCUUACUACGAUAAUUGCAUUCCUUAAUAGGCUACAUGCUAAACAUCUACCUAGUGCUUUUACUAUGUUGUUGUGUAGCCCUAAAUGGAAAUUCCUCGGCAGUGGUCUGGGUCAUCUGUCAGUCGGCUGCAAUGUUGUUCAUUUGCAAGGGAAACUCGUUUGAGUGUGACGCCACUGGCCACUUUUGCCGCUGGCAGAAUGGUUUUGUGGAGUCUAUUAAAAUGGAAUGCAUGGCAUCUCUUUUCCGGGGAGUGGCACUGCAUGGCAUGGUACUAUUAUGCCAUGGUCUUGAGUUCUGAAAAGAGAUGGCUUGAACCUGAAAGUCAAUGCUGGAUCUGGAUUGGCCUGUCACUGUUUACAGUGUGUGAAAUGUUACCUUCUCGCAAUACAAGAUGGCACACACGCACAAACAUGACUUAUUUUAGAUGUAAGCAUUCCAUAAAAUGUUCCUUCAUCAAAAGUACUGCAUGUACCCACAAAUCUUUAGCAUUUCAAGUGACAUUUUAUCCAAUACAAAGAUGCCUACAUUGUUUAGUUUGAAAAUGCCGUACGUGCUGUAUUAUGUAAUAUUAGGCCAUUCAAUUCAUAAAAACUGUGAUUUUAGCUGUCCUAAAUCCCUGUAUAUAGUAGCUGGCUGACUGAAUUGCUCCUUUUAGCCAAGGUUUCUGGACAGGCUGGCCAGCCAGGGUAAUUGGCAAGCCGUGCCCCCUCCUUUUGCUUUGAAGGAUUAGAGUAGACAUUUUUCCCAUAUGGCCCAUGUGACCCUCUUUCCACUAGUGCUCAGCAUAAGAGAUGCAGAGUGUCUUGCUCUCAAUGUGAGUGUGCAAUGCUGCUCGGUGAACUACUUUCUCUGUUCACUCUUUAUUCCAAUGAAAAAACACACUGGCUCUAGGUCCCGCACUCGCUCGCGCUCCAGAUCUCAUUCUCCAUCCCACAAUAAUCGAGAGCGGAACUACCCAAGGGAGUACCAGAAUAAUAACCGCGAGUUCCGGGGCUACCACCGAGGCUUCCGGAGGCCCUACUACUUUAGAGGCCGAGGGCGUGGCUACUUCCCACGGGGGCGCUUCCAGAGGGGUGGGGGAGGCGGCUACAAUAACAACUACCGUCCCAAUAACUGGCAGAACUACAGGCAGCACCCCCAACAGCAGCAGCAACAACAGCAGCAGCAACACCCCCACCCCCACAGCCCGAGACGGGGACGAUCCCGUACCCCUAAAAAGCGCUCUGGUAGCCCUCGUUCCCACAGCCACUCCAAGUACUCGGACCGCUCUUCCUCGCCCCGAUCCCGGCGCUCCCGCCACUCCUCUUCCUCGCAUUCUUCCUCUCCCACACGCAGGUCAGGCUCCGGGUCGGCCACGCAGAACUCUAAGGAUGUCAAGGAGGAGCGUUCUGCCUCCAAGGAGGUCCAGAAGAGAGGAGGAGGAGGAGGAGGAGGAGGAGGAGGAGAUGGCGAGCCCGUGGAGAUCACAGGAGGGUCUGCAGGGCCUGAUGGGGGCGCCGGUGGGGACAAGCCCAAGGCUAACUGGCAGGGCAUGACGGAUCACAGCAAUAGCACCAGCCCCAAGAGGUCAAGUCCUCAGGUGCGCUCAGCUGUUAUCAUUGGUCAGGGCGCACCAGCGACGACCCAGGCUAGUCCCUCUCCUAACAGCACUAAUGCUAAUGGCCCCGAUUCCAAUGGUGCCCCCUCAUGGCAGACACAGACGGUGGGCAGCUCGCCUUCCACCAAAAGCCCUUCUCAGAAAAGCCCCACACCUGUGUUCUCUGGCUUUGGCGUCUUCUCUAAAGAGGACAACCUGGCAGGCGAUAAAGCAGCUAUGUUCAAAAGGUUCUUGGAAGUGCACAAUCAUAAGAAAAAGCAGUCCGGGUGGGAGAAUGGCAGAGAGAUGGAAACCAAUGGUGGGGAUGUGGAGCGGGAGAAAGGGAAUGGCAUGAAGUCCUCUGGGGGCAUCUUUGACAGAGAGCUCGACAAAGGGGAGAAGGAGAAGUACAAGUACAGGGAAGACUUUGACGAUGAGGGAAAUGUGUCGUUGAACAGCUUCUUGAAAGCCACCCCUUUCUUUUCCUGCGAUGGUGAGGAAGAGGACGAGGAGAUGAUACUCAAGCCCCGUCCCAAGGUGCUCCGCAAAGACCGUGACCGGGAGGACGACGAUUCGCCCAAGCUCAAGAGCAAAGUCACCCUCUCGGCCCGCAAGCUAUUCGAGGAGCGCUUCGGCAAGUGGGAAGACCUGGCCUACUUGCAGGUGGCUGCCAAAGAUGACGAUCUUGACGCCAUGGCAGAGGAGAUUUACCGCAGCCGGAAGCAGGAGAAGGCGGCGGCCAUAGCUGCAGCACUGGCCAAGAGAGAGGCCAUAGCGGGCAUGCUCAGAGGCUUCUCCCCGGACAACGUCAGCAAAGGCAGGAGGAAGGAGAAAGCUGCCUCCAGCCCGUCCCCCACACCCCCACCACGGAGGAACUCUGACCGAGAGAUGUUCAUGGUCAAGGGGGAGGACUCUCCCCCAAGGGCCUCUGGGAAAAGAGGAGCGGAGUUCAGUGUCAGAAUGGAUUCCCUCAGAGAUGACGUAGCAAGAUCCUCUGGUGUUAUGGUUGGUGAGCGAAGGUUAUCACGGGAACUUGUGCAUCCUACUAAAAAGGAGCAGGGGUUUCACUCUAUCUUCCAGCACAUUCAGGCCACAGAGUUACAAAGGAGUCCCUUAGAGCUGUUUUCACAGCACAUUGUCACCAUCGUCCACUACAUAAAAGCACAGCACUUUCCAUCCAACGGAAUUACUCUAAAUGAGCGAUUUGCCAUGUACCAAAGAAGAGCUGCGGAAAAGGAAAUGAUGAAGCCAAGAAAGAGCCCAGAGAUACACAGGAGAAUUGAUGUUUCUCCCAGUGCUUUUAAGAAACACUCUCACCUGUUUGAGGGAAUGAAAAACUCCGGGGAUGGCAGUUACAAGGACGAAGGUAAAAACAUUAAGGGUGACUCAAUGGACCUUCGUCUGGAUAUUGAGCGCCGUAAAAAAUAUUCCACCCGGGAGAGAGAUUAUAAACAGGAUGGGGGGAGAGAUUCAGGAGACUCCCCAGAAGCUAGCAGGGAGAGGUCCGCUGAGAAAUCCUCCAAGCACCACAAGAAGUCCAAGGGUUUUGGUCCCUCAACCUCUUCCUCCAGGAAAAACAAGAAGAAGCGAUCUCGCUCUCGCUCCUCCUCUUCCUCUUCAUCUGCCGAAUCUCACAGGGGAGGAGACUACCCCCACGAAGGCUUUAACAAGGCCAGGCUGGGGCCUCGGGGGGACUAUGGUGGCCCCAUGGAGAGGGGACGAGGACGCGGAGGUUUUCAAUUUAGAAUAAGAGGAAGGGGCUGGAACAGGGGAAAUUACCAGGGAAACAAUACCACCAAUGGUAAUCCCCCUAACAUGGACAUACCAGUUCACCCCAAGAAUGAGGACUGGGACCCAGAGUACACACCCAAGAGCCGAAAAUACUACUUGCAUGAUGACAGGGAGGGCGAGAGGAAGUGGGUGGACAACCGAGGACGUGGAGGACGGGGAAACUUCCUGCGUGGCAGCAGGGGCCGUUUCAUUAUCCGGAAGGCCACCGUUGGCCCACCCAACAACAACAACAACAACAGCAGCAGCCCAAAGUGGACACAUGACAAGUUUCAGGUCAACGGGGGGGAGGAGGAGGGCGAGCCCCAGGAGGAGGAUACAGAGCAGGACCACAAAGACCAGGAGAAGUCUGAAGACACUGUCCAAUAAGAAACUACCUGGACUUGUCCAAUAAGAAAAUACCCUGCUCUCAGCCUUUAUCCAUCACAAUGGCUGGACAUGGGAGAGUUUUGCCAGUGCACAAAUACACACAUUAGGAAUCAAUCAGUGCUAUUAAAUGGAGAACGCUGUAUGGUUUUAUUUCUGGGGACUCUCUUUGACACAAUACUUUACGCAACAUUAUGUUAUACUUUUGUCAGGGUAUAGCUAACUUGUGUUUUAUCUGCUUAUUGUAGAAACACUGUUAGACAGUGAACUGCUGUGUUGGAAUAGGAAAUAUACGUAACCAACCUCUGCGCUUGAUAGGUCAGCACUAUGAACAGUGCAUUGUGGGGUGUUAUGCCUCUUAGUACAGGGCUGCUGCAACAUUGCAUAUCACUUCUUCUUUUUUUUGUUUUUGCGAGAAAGUCUGAUGCAAGAAAGUCACACCUUUUUGCAGAGCAUGACAGGAGGAUAUUUUUGUGCCUUAGACUUGUUAAAAUAUGUCAGACACAUAUUUAUCUAAUUAAAUGACUUUUGAGGCCAAACAGAUUAAUACUAUACUAGAAGAGAAACAUUUUUAUAUUUAUUAUACCGUAGUGAUAAAUCGUACACUAUUAUACUGGAGAUAUAUUUUUAGACUAGUUUAGCCAUCAACCGGAGAAAAUGCAGUAUACUGUUGACUUUAGCAAGUUUUAGGAUUCAACUACGUAACCUACGUAGUUGAUUCAACUGCUAGUCCAGCAUCCUGCAAAUGACCCCUCUGACAAUGGGACCAAAUCAUAAAGGGUCAAAGGUUAUAUUCUACAGACAUGCACUGUGGAGUGACACAAGAUGCUCACAGUCCCCCAGAAGGGCAAACAGAGACUGUUAACUAAAAUGGCAUACCCUGUCUGCAAAGUCACAAUGGGCUACCUGGAUGUUUGUUAUCUUGUCUAGUUUGUUGAGAAUCCUAUAUUGGAUUUUUUUAUCUUGUACUUUUCAGAACUGUUAACUUGGUCUUGGGUUGGGUGUGUGUACUACUCACCAUUGGAAGUCUGUGCCUCAGAAUAUACCUUUGCAAAGUCAUUCAUUUAACUUUUGAUUAGGCGACACAAUUUGUAAUUAUUUGUAGCAACUAAUGCUUCCUUUGUAUGUUAAGAAAGAAUGGUGAUUGAUUAUAUCAUGGCAUUGAUUAGCUCAUGGGACACACUCAUGCUUUGAUGCGAUAGGUUUUCUUAAUUGAAUGGGGACUUCCCCCCUUGUGUAACGUCUUUUUUAAGUUUUGAUUGCUGAGUAGUAUGUGUGGGGUGCAACACAGUCAACUUUGGUUGAAUAUAAAAUAAAAUAAGUUCUAAGGUAUUUGAAUUUGAUCUGAAAUUAUUUGUGCUGUUCAAGAAAAUAUAGUUUGUAAAAAAAUUUGUAAGAAAAAGUAGGCUGUUGCACUAUUUGGAUAUGUAUGUCUUGCUGUGGGUUGCACUGCUCUAUAAUGUACAUGAUAUAUGUUGUGGUUGACACUCAUGUUACAUUUUAUGUGGUUGGGGGCAAUUACUUUUUUUAAUGGUUCCUGUAGCCAAUGUUUUUCAGAUGUAAAUUAAAAAGAACUUCUGGUUAAUUUAA
This is a messenger RNA of Coregonus clupeaformis (lake whitefish), 5999 nucleotides long. Its product is annotated as thyroid hormone receptor-associated protein 3-like. NCBI's taxonomy places the organism in Eukaryota, Metazoa, Chordata, Actinopteri, Salmoniformes, Salmonidae. Gene Ontology annotation, molecular function: DNA binding; transcription coregulator activity; mRNA binding. The coding region runs from base 1428 to 4412 and encodes 994 amino acids. The record is from RefSeq and is a predicted model, not a curated record. Gene Ontology annotation, cellular component: exon-exon junction complex; mediator complex. The transcript has 10 exons. Gene Ontology annotation, biological process: mRNA processing; positive regulation of transcription by RNA polymerase II.